AUGAAACAUCCAUUUCAGAAACUCAUAACGAAUAGUACUGGCGAAAUAUUGUUCGCAACUGUGACGAAUAGUCUUUACGCCUUCCGUUUAGCUGACGGCGCCCUUAUAGGUUCUUGGACAGACACUGUCAAGUUGCAGGACGUCCAGGAGAACAAGUUCAAAAGUGAAGACCAGCCUAACAAGAAGGCCAAGACUAAUAAAAAGGAACCAAAGGUUCCCGUGCCAGGUCCAGGCGCUCCCACGAUUUACAACUACAUAAGAUCGUUGGUUUUGACCAGGAACGAACAGUAUAUCAUUGGGACUACUGACAGCGACAAGGCUGCAGUCAUUUUCAAAAUCGAUACCGCCAAUGACAAUUGCUUAUCAUUGGUGAAAAGGCAGGUAUUCCCAAAAAGACCAUGUGCUAUCUCGACCACCUUUGAUGACUCUCAGUUGAUUGUGGCUGACAAGUUCGGUGAUGUCUACAGCAUUCUCAUUGAUGAAGAGGCACCAGUUGACGAGAAGUCUUUGCAACCAAUUCUAGGUCAUGUUUCGAUGUUGAGUGACGUGCUUGUCUCAAAACAUGAAAACAAGCAAUACAUCUUGACUGGUGACCGUGAUGAACACAUCAGAGUGACUAACUAUCCAAAGUCUUAUGUGGCCAAGCAAUGGCUCUUUGGCCACUCAGAGUUCGUCUCCUGUUUGCAUAUUCCUUCUUUCAACACUGAUCUUCUCAUUAGUGGCGGAGGAGAUGAUUAUCUUGCCUUGUGGAAUUGGUAUACUGGUGAGAGGCUUGCCACAGUGGACCUUCGUACACACAUCGAGCCUCAUCUUUCCGACUUCCAUCUUCCUCCAGAGAGAUUUAGAAACGAAGACCUGAAGCGUGAAAUUUCUAUCGCUAAGGUCGAGACAUUCAAGAUUGGGCAACAGAACAUUCUUGCCGUUUUGUGCGAGCACACAAAUUGCAUAAUUACAUUCGUAAUUGAGGAAGAUUUAACUAUCAAUCACAAGCAGACAUUUACGACAGAAAACUUGUUGAUUGACUUCGCGGUUUCUAAAGAUAAGCUUGUUGCUUCAGUUGAUGUCGAAAGUGACCUGGGAUUACUUAGCAUUCUUCAGUUCAACGAGGAGAAUCUUUUGCACAACGUUAACACUGACGUGGUGGAUACUAUUUCAAAAGCCUCGACUUGUGAAGUCGAUACUCGUGAUCAAUUUUAUCCGUUGUACUAUAUAAGCUCUUUGAGAAAGAGAAGUGAUCACUAA
Molecule: messenger RNA, 1242 nt
Organism: Candidozyma haemuli
Lineage: Eukaryota; Fungi; Ascomycota; Pichiomycetes; Serinales; Metschnikowiaceae
Exons: 1
Coding region: 1-1242 (413 amino acids)
Biological process (GO): RNA (guanine-N7)-methylation
Cellular component (GO): tRNA methyltransferase complex; nucleus; cytosol
Molecular function (GO): tRNA (guanine(46)-N7)-methyltransferase activity; protein binding
Source: RefSeq, a predicted model, not a curated record